UUUACGAUACUGCAGAGUUUAGGACCAGAGGAAUAGAGGGGCGUCCAUUUAGAACGAAGAUGAGGAGGAAUUGUCUUGCGCCGGAGGUGGUGAACGCAUGAAAUCUGUAACCGCGGACAACCGGGGGAGCCAGGUCGCUGGGUGUAUUCAAAGCGGAGCCUGGUUUCUGACCUGAGAUGGACACGGUCGAAGUCAAGGACAUGUCUGAAUGUCCAUCGGGUGACAACCUGUGCGUGGUGCGCGCCUUCGAGUCGGAGAUCAUCAUCGUCCCGGUCCUCCUCAUCGCCGCCUCCUGCAUUGUGGGUGGGUGCAUACUAUGGAUGACCUGCCGGCAGAAGAAAGGGACACGACCUCCAGACUUCACAGAGACAGGGAGGCAAAUCUUGGAGCUCAGGCCGUCUAAUGCAGCUUCGUGCGGUCAGGCCCCGUCCGACCCAGAGCUGAGGCCUUGGCAGAUCCCUGCGGACAGGCUCGUCGGGGGCUUGAGGUGGAUCGCCCGCGGGCGUUACGGUGACAUCUUCCUGUGCCGGCUGGCGCCCGAGGGGCCUGGGAAGGAGAAGGCCGUCGUCGUCAAGGAGUUGCAGGAAUCGGCGAGUCCCGGCCUGGCCGAGCUGUUCCUGUCCCGCAUCCGGUUCCAGGCUGCCCUGGGCCACCACCCCCACCUGGUGCGAAUGGAGGGGUGCUGGACACAGCAGGGGACGGCCCGGCUGGUGAUGGAGGCCCUGGAGCCGGGCAACCUGCUCCACUUCCUCUGGCAGUGUCGCAAGGACAUGGUGACGAUGGAGGCAACUCCAUACGACCUGACAGAGAAACAGGUCUACAGCAUCGCAGAGCAAGUGGCCAGCGCCCUGGAAUUUCUCCACGCGAACGGACUCAUACACGGGAACGUGGGGGCAAGGAAUAUUCUCCUGGGAGAGAACCUCACCGCCAAGCUCUGUGGCCUCCACGUCCCCUUCAAGAUACAGACCACCGGGACGCCCCCCGCAGACCGGGGCGCCCCCCAGAAGUGGCAAUCCCCAGAGAGCCUCAUGAAGCAGACCCUCACCGGCAAGACCGAUGUCUGGUCUUUCGGGAUUUUACUCUUCGAGAUGAUAACGCUCGGCGCCCCUCCUUACGGAGAUCUCCCACCCAGCUCCGUCCUGCCAUUUCUCCAGAGGGGCCGUCGGAUCAGCCAGCCGGCGACGUGUCGCUCCUCGCUGUACAGGCUGAUGAGGCAGUGCUGGGACUGGAGGCCGGGGCUGCGGCCGAGCCUGCCCGAGCUCCGCCGCAGGCUGCAGGCGAACGGGAGGGCGGCCGACGACCGGCUGGUGCUGCGCGUCCCCCACCGCAUCCAGCCCGAGGCCUACGCCCUGGUCGCCGGCAUGCAGGCUCCGGCCUGGGGCCAGGACUACACCGUUUUCUGAGCGCACGGGGCGGGGGCAGAGAGAGAGGUGGGGUGAGAGAGAGGGAACGAGGGAGAGAGGGGGAAAAGGGAGAGAGAAUGAAAGGGGGAGAGACA
Molecule: messenger RNA, 1498 nt
Organism: Mobula hypostoma (lesser devil ray)
Lineage: Eukaryota; Metazoa; Chordata; Chondrichthyes; Myliobatiformes; Myliobatidae
Product: tyrosine-protein kinase STYK1-like
Exons: 10
Coding region: 177-1403 (408 amino acids)
Biological process (GO): multicellular organism development; positive regulation of kinase activity; cell surface receptor protein tyrosine kinase signaling pathway
Cellular component (GO): plasma membrane; signaling receptor complex
Molecular function (GO): ATP binding; transmembrane receptor protein tyrosine kinase activity
Source: RefSeq, a predicted model, not a curated record